UCGAAAUCUAAUCUCUAAACAAGUUGUAUACGUCCAGUUAAAAAUUGCACAGGAAAUGUCAAGAAGUGUGUCUUCAGCGUUUGGGCUUUGCCUGUGGCUUAUAUACUUUCCUCAUUCUAAUGCUCACAGAUCACAGAGAGAGGUGGCACUGCAAGAACUAACAUUUCCGGAUCAUUUGUGGUAUUUUGGUUCCAGUGGAAAAAUUGUUCCAUUCGGAUACAAAAGUCGUAACGCAGGGGUUCCAAUAGAAAAGUUGACAAAAAAUAAGAUGAUAGCCAUUCUCAGAAAUUCCAUGGGUAAUCAUCAACACCCUAUGGCCGUAGGAGACAACAGAAAUCUUAUUUUCGAUGCUUUUGUUCGUCAACGGCCAACAGCUUCGUUGUUCAGGAACUUACCAUUCACUAAUGCUGCCCGUUACAACACUUACUUGGACACCGAUUCAGAUGUACGACUACGACGAAAAUUUCCGGAGAUUGAUUCACGCGGUUUCGACGAAGACGUGUUUGACGAAGGCUUCGGAGAAUGGUCUCCAAUGAAAAGGGGAAAAUAAUUAUACAGAAACGUACCUUGUUUGCUUUGGGAGUCGAGAAUAUUGACCUCAUGUGUGUCUUAUAAGUAUACCAUUAGAUUAAAAGUCAAGUACCCAUCAUUCUUUUUUAUCAAUUUAAUAUCUGGAGAGAAAUGUGCUUUAA
Messenger RNA from Limulus polyphemus (Atlantic horseshoe crab), 692 nucleotides. RefSeq lists its product as uncharacterized. The coding region runs from base 56 to 550 and encodes 164 amino acids. The transcript has 2 exons. The record is from RefSeq and is a predicted model, not a curated record. NCBI's taxonomy places the organism in Eukaryota, Metazoa, Arthropoda, Merostomata, Xiphosura, Limulidae.